Messenger RNA from Periophthalmus magnuspinnatus, 2766 nucleotides. RefSeq names its product solute carrier family 47 member 1 (gene slc47a1). Gene Ontology annotation, molecular function: antiporter activity; xenobiotic transmembrane transporter activity. The record is from RefSeq and is a predicted model, not a curated record. The coding region runs from base 1 to 1923 and encodes 640 amino acids. The transcript is spliced from 17 exons. Gene Ontology annotation, cellular component: membrane. Gene Ontology annotation, biological process: xenobiotic detoxification by transmembrane export across the plasma membrane. NCBI's taxonomy places the organism in Eukaryota, Metazoa, Chordata, Actinopteri, Gobiiformes, Gobiidae.
AUGGAGAAGCGGGGCUCUAAGGAUCUUGCAGGGCCCAAACAGGGUGCUAGGCCUGUUGUGGGGGUCCCUGCUGCAAACCCGUCACAAGCUGAAAGAGAAGAAGAAGAGGGUCUAAAUGCAGUUAGCAAUAAACUGUUUCGUUGUGCAAAGGUCCGGCACUGGCUUCCACUGGCCUACAGAGAGGAGCUGUUUCAUGUCUUAAGGCUCACAGGUCCACUGGUGCUGUCACGAAUUCUCAAUUUCCUUCUGCCUUUUGUUAACACCAUUUUCUGUGGACACAUUGGCAAUGCAGAGCUGGCUGGAUAUGCACUGGCCUCGGCAACCAUUAAUGUCACCACAUCUGCGACGGGCCUGGGUCUGGCUUUGGCCUGUGAUACACUUAUAUCUCAGACAUUUGGCAGUAAAAACAUGAAGCGAGUGGGGACCAUCCUUCAGAAGAGUUCAGUGAUUUUGCUACUGUUCUGUCUGCCAUGUUGGAGCAUUCUUAUAAACUCAUACCACUUAUUGAUCGCCAUGCACCAAGAGGAGGAAGUGGCCAGAAUAGCACAGCUCUAUGUGAUGAUCUUUCUACCUGCUGUUCCUACCAUGUUUCUGCAUCAGCUACAAGUGGCAUACCUACAAAAUCAAGGGAUCAUUCUGCCUCAGUUGUACACUGCUGCUGUCGCAAACAUUUUUAACUUGGGCUUCAACUAUGUCCUAAUCUUCAGCCUUAAGUUGGGUGUCAUAGGAUCAGCCAUCGCCAGCGCUCUUUCUUGGAUCACCAUUUGCCUGCUAUUAUUUGGCUACAUCAGAUGGAGAAAGUUGCAUGAACAGACUUGGGGAGGCUGGUCCACGGACUGUCUCCAGGACUGGGGCUCUUACAUGAAACUAGCCAUUCCCAGUGCAUUCAUGACCUGCUUUGAGUGGUGGAUUUGGGAGAUUGGUGGUUUCCUGGCUGGUGUGCUUGGUGAGCGGGAUCUUGCUGCACAACAUGUCCUGUUGGAGAUUGGGGCCAUCACGUACAUGUUCCCUCUUGGUGUUCAUGCAGCGGCCUGUGUUCGGGUUGGUAACGCUCUUGGGGCUGGAGAUACAAAUCAGGCCUUAGUGACCUGCAAAGUUGCCCUGGUCCUGUCAGGGGCUCUUGCUGUGCUGCAAGGCAUUGUUCUAACAGGAUGCAAGUCUGCCAUUGGCUUCAUAUUUACCUCAGAUGAGACCAUUGUGGACAUGGUCUCAAAUAGCCUCACAGUCUACAUUUUUGUUCAGUUCUUCGAUGCACUUCUGUGUGUCUGCUCAGGGAUCCUUGUUGGAGCUGGGAUGCAGAAAAUUGCAGCUGUGUCCAACUUGGUGGGCUACUAUGUCAUAGGUUUGCCUGUCGGGGUUGCACUCAUGUUUGCUGCUGAUUUAAGAAUAUUAGGUCUAUGGUUGGGUCUUUUUGUCUGCGUUCUGCUUGAAGUGGGAUUCUUCCUUGUUCUGAUCUUCAAACUCAAUUGGAAGAAGGUGACACAAAAGGCUCUUCACCGAGCUGGUAAGAAAGUACUGGUGACAAGUAACCGUCCGAUGAGCACAGUGCUGACAGAGGCAACAGUUCCUGAUCUAAGUGAUGAACCAAUGGUGGAGAAUGAGGAUGCAACUAAAGGCGAUGGCUACAGUCCUGUCAAGACUCUGGACCAAGAGGAAAAACCUGUAAAUGACAUUAACAAUCAAACAACAUCUGACAACAAAAUCCCUCUUGACUCUGAAACUGACGCUGCUCUGUCAGUCUCUCAGCUCAUACUGCGUAGAGGAUUCACUUUGCUGAUUUUAAUCCUCAUGUUGUUGAUAGGCAUUGCUUUCUACAUUACAUUCCCACCACCAGACUUUGUUAUGCCAUCACGGGCCAACUUUACACUAAACUGGGCCAAUGGGACCACUCCUGCACCUGUGGAUGUCAUAACUCACUCGUAACUUUUCUGUUGGGAUCUUUCAUUUCCCUGGGACUUUCACUGUGGCAGCUGCAGUGUGCACGGCUGAACAAGUCCGACACAAAGCGGCAUCAAAAUGGGUUCCUGAGGAGAGGAGCAAGACUGCAAGAAUCAAAGCGUUUUCUACAAAGAUGAUGUUGUAACACAGCACAUGAGGUGCUCAGCUGGGAAUAUAAGAAACAUUUACAAAUCCCUCGCCACAGGGAGAUGUGGGCAACAGGCAGCAGAUGUUCCCACACAGAUAGCUUUCGAACCUGAUUCAUGUUACAAUGUGACAUAUCAUUGCUGACCCUAAAUCAUUUAUUUUUACUUUUCUAUUAUUUGAAUUAAAUAUUGAUGUAAGACAUAUGGAAGAUGAUGUAUUUCCACUGGUUAAAUGUCAUAAUUCUGCUAAUGUAACUGAAAAGGCUAUAUAUAUGUUAAUAUAUAUUUUACCUUUAAGUUAAUCAUGAUUUAGAACUACCUCAUGGUUUAUAGUCUUAUUUUAGAUCUGGUUCAGGACAAAUUAAAGAUCUAUCCACAUUUGACCUGAGAUGGUCCUGGUUUGAGACCAGUUUUGUCCUGAUGUAUACUUGGUCUAAUCCUACUCUAGUCCCGGUCUAGUCAUUGUGUAUUCCUGCUAGUUCUGAUUUUAGUCUCAGUUUAGUCCCAGACUAUGUGAAAAUGUGAAUGCACACUUAGGCCUGAUAUAAUCCAGAUUUAAAUUUGAGGUACUCUUUUAAUUCUCAUUGACAGACUGACACGCAAUACUACAAUCUUGCUUUUUAUAUCACUAAUUUAAUGUAUUUUUUCUGGCAUAUAAUAAAUGUAUGCGUCCUGCUGUGCC